Phragmites australis (common reed) is the source of this 950-nucleotide messenger RNA. RefSeq lists its product as uncharacterized. The transcript has a single exon. The record is from RefSeq and is a predicted model, not a curated record. NCBI's taxonomy places the organism in Eukaryota, Viridiplantae, Streptophyta, Magnoliopsida, Poales, Poaceae. The coding region runs from base 38 to 826 and encodes 262 amino acids.
CUAAAUAUUCCCUAAACCCAACUCCGAUCAGCCCGUAAUGAGCAUGAUCCAAUCUCCUGCCCGCGAUUCACCCACAGCCUCCUUCACCGCGCGGUCGCCGCCGGCGAUGGACCGGCGCACGCAGCGGCUGGUCACGCGCGUCUCCAUCGCCCUGGCCGCCGUCACCACGUUCUCCCUCGUAUACCUCUUGCGCCACGCCUCCACCUUCUGCUCUGCCGCCCCCCACCCCCUCGCGCUCACCCUCUCGCUCGCCCCCUUCCCCCGCAACUCCUGCGAUGCCGCCUCCCGCCGUGUGGUCCCGCCCGACCGCCGCCUCUCCAAGCUCCGCGCCUCCCCGCGCUGGAGGCGCCGCACCGCCGCCCUCGCCUCGUCCGCAUUCCCCGCGCUCCGUACCCUCCGCCUCCUCGACGCCCCCUCCCGCGUCCUCUGCCUCGCCGCGGGCGCCGGCCACGCCGUCGACGCGCUCCGCGCCGAGGGGGUCGGGGACGUCACCGGGAUCGACCUUGUCGACUUCCCGCCGCUCGUCCGCCGCGCCGAUCCCCAUCGCCUCCCGUUCUUCGGCGGCACCUUCGACCUCGUCUUUUCCGAUGACUCCUCGGCGAUCUCCGGCGUGCUCUUCCCGUCGCUCGUAGCCGCCGAGGCCGAGCGGGCCGUACGCCUCGGCGGAGGCAUCGCGCUCACCGUCGACCGGGAUAUCGACCCUGCCGCCGUCGCCGCGCUCUUCAAGAGGUCGCGCGUGGUGGAUGUGAAGGAUAUCACCUUGGAUGGCUCCCAGGUUAGGAUGCUGAUCUUGCAGAGUAAUAGCACCACUUCAAACCCACAUUGAUUCAUCUAUCAUUCAUGUCAUGUGUUGUCAUGUACUGUAAUGUUCAUCAGUUUUAGGGAGCUAAACAUUUGUGAAUAGAAAUUAUAGAUGAUGGCGAAGAAAAAUGUAAAAUUGUUUAUCGUCA